Hemibagrus wyckioides is the source of this 1700-nucleotide messenger RNA. It is a transcript of the gene pgpep1l, whose product is annotated as pyroglutamyl-peptidase I like. Gene Ontology annotation, cellular component: cytosol. Gene Ontology annotation, biological process: proteolysis. The record is from RefSeq and is a predicted model, not a curated record. Bases 820 to 1422 code for a protein of 200 amino acids. The transcript is spliced from 5 exons. Gene Ontology annotation, molecular function: pyroglutamyl-peptidase activity. Lineage: Eukaryota; Metazoa; Chordata; Actinopteri; Siluriformes; Bagridae.
AUCCAACCUCACCCACUCAAAAGUGGUGGGCUGUAUGAAUCACUUUAGAGAAUCGAUUCUUGCGAACGAUGAGUUUAAGUGAAUCGAACUAUGUUAGAUUUGAUUCAUUUGAUACUGAGUACUGAGUCAUCUUCAGAAUAUUGUCGCACUUUCACUGGUUCAUAGACCACCAUGGUGUCCAGACGGGAGCGCAAAGAGUUAACUCUAACUUUUACAAAGCUAUAUACAAAUAUAUAUAAUAAUAAUACUUAUUAUUAAUUUAUUAAUUAUUAUUAUUAUUAUUAUUAUUAUUAUUAUUAUUAUUAUUUAUUUAUUUUUUUUAAAGUAAUCGAUUUUUAGCUAAAAUAGCCCUCUCCUUUCAGAAGAUGAAAUAUUUCUGAAAGAGGUGACAUCUGGAAAUUGUAUUAAAUUUAUUCACCUAUAGAAAGCACCCAGAAAGUUCACACACGUCGAUGAAAAGUGAUUUAUUAAUUGAUCGAUUUAAUCAUUUAGACAGUUGAACCUGCUUAUUAUUAUUCACGUGAGCUUGAACCUACAGCACAGCGGGCCUGCAGGACAGAGAUGGGAAAUCAACAGGUAAACACAGAACUCAUACUGGUUCCCAAAUGAAUCCCGUCGAAAGAACUAGCUGUUCACGAAUCCGACUCUGAGGAAUCGAGUUAAAGAGUCAUUGAUUCAGUGAAUCAAAGUUUCGAGCUAGUUUAUUUCCAUGUGACAGAUAUGAAGACGCUCUGUCGGUAGCACAAAUAGGGCUGCCUAAAAAAUAAUAAAUAAAUAAAUAAAUAAAUAAUAAAUAAAAAUAAUAACAUCACGGAGGGGAUGGACGCUUCUAAGCCAGAGUUAAUUGUUGUUACAGGGUUUGGUCCAUUCCGACAAUACCUGGUGAAUCCAAGUUGGGAAGCAGUUAAGGGUUUAAAGAGAGUGGGCCUUGGAGCAAACGUUGAGAUUCACAUUGUUGAGAUUCCUGUGUGUUACUCAAAAGCUCAACAAGCUAUUGCUGAAAUAUGGCACAAUCUGAAACCAAAGGUUGCUAUCCAUGUGGGCAUAGCCUCAGGAACCAAAUGCAUCAUUCUGGAACAGACAGGCAAGAACAGUGGCUAUAAAGACAGGGAUGUGUGUGGCAUCUGUCCAGCUGAUAACUGUUGUAUUCAAGGAGGAGCAGAACGACUGGAUUCCAUUAUAGACAUGAGGUCAAUUGCCAAGUGCUUGAAAGGACUUGGACUGGAUGUGCUCUACUCUAGAGAUGCUGGGAGGUACCUGUGUGAUUUUGUACUCUAUCUCUCCCUCCAUUAUGGGCAGAGGAGAGCAGCACUCAUCCAUGUGCCUGCCUGUGGCAGUCUGGCGAGCCCAGAAAGACUGGUGCAUCAGCUUCAGACCAUUAUCCAGGUCAUGUUAUGCCAGCUUGAUGCACAAAGCAUCUGACCUACAGCAUCAGAGAAUGCUGAUGCAACCAACAACACAUGAUGAAUUACACAGUGCUUAAAAAGUCCAGUCAAAAAACAACGCAAUAAGUAAAACUCAACACUGGCAUUUUGUCCCAUUCACUUUUUUAAUUCAAAAUUUAAGAAAAAAAGAAAAUACAUGAAAAUUCUUCAGAUACACAUUAAGCCAAUGUCAUGUAAAAAGUAUACCGUCUGAACUAGAAGUGAGGAGAAAAUAAAAAUAAAGCGAGGAGGCCUCAGAUACAUAAUUUACGAGAA